Molecule: messenger RNA, 961 nt
Organism: Brassica oleracea var. oleracea
Lineage: Eukaryota; Viridiplantae; Streptophyta; Magnoliopsida; Brassicales; Brassicaceae
Source: RefSeq, a predicted model, not a curated record
CUCUGGUAUUAAUGGAGAAGAUGAACCUAACAUCAACUCUUCAGCUAGAUUCCUCUUUUUAUCUCUCUCGCUCUCUCUCUUUUAGAUCUCUUUUCGCUCCCAUAUGUCUAUGCUUCUGAGACGGCUCUCGAGUCUCGGACUUGGGAAACCUCAUGUGUCCGUGAGAUCCUCUCUUCUUCUUCACUCUAGAGGAUUCUCAACUUCCUUGCUUCAAACCCCUCCUUGUAGAAUCGUCUUGGCCGAGCCCUGUGGAGGGGAUCUCGGAAAACUUGUGGUAAUGAAUUUAAAUGAACUUGAGUGCAAGGAUUUGGAGAAGAAGGUGCCUCUGGAGUUAGUGGAUGAUGAAGACUCAAAGAUAAUAAUAGGGGCAUCCGGUGGCUGGAUAGCUACUCUAAAGGAAGAUGGAGUGCUGCGUCUCCAAGACGAUUUCAACCCUGUUGCUUCUGAUACAAAUCCGAAACGCAUCCCACUGCCUCCUCUGGUGACUCUGCCUCAUUGCCAAACCAAAAUCAUCACCAACGUGUCAGUGUCCUCAUCUUCUCCAGAGGAUGAUGAGGACUGUGUCGUGGCUAUCAAGUUCUUGGGACCGCAGCUCAGCUUUUGCAAACCAGCCGGUAAGAGUGGUAAACCAGAGUGGACCAACAUCAAGAUCGAAAACCCCUGCUUCUACUCCUCCCGUGUCAUGUUUUCCAAGAAAGACAAUAUGUUUCGUAUUCCCGGAUCUGGAGGCCAUCUCAUCGGUUCAUGGGAUCCCUACAAACCCAGCAAUAACCCCACGUUUCAGAGGUUGCGGUUUAAAAACAUGCCCAAGCUCACCAAGGCUAAACAGAAUCUUAUGGAUUUGUGCUGCAGGAGCGAGCACUUGGUGGAAUCACGACCCACGGGUGAAACUUUCUUGGUCAAGCAGUACAAGAAGACAAUCAAGAUCACCAAGGCUGGUAUCGCUAGAAUGAGAACCAAA